CGCAGGCGCAGAAGAGGCGGAGCUCUUACAAGCCACGCCCCGGAAGCAGAAUGCCUUGCCUGAAGAGUCUGAAACAGGAAGCUGAUUACUCUCAGGAAUACAAGGCGUAAUUGUCUCUGACUCUCCCAAGGAUCGCCCUUCCCAAUGGCUUCAGCGUGUCCCUUUCAACCCUCAUUGACUGGCCUUCGUGGUCCCUAGCAAGAGGAGCAGCGUGUUCGCCGAAUACGAGGACAAAAACCAUGGAUUCCCUGGAUCAUAUGCUCACCGACCCAUUGGAGCUGGGCCCUUCCGGAGAAGGAAAUGGCACACAAAUCAUGGAAGACUGCAUGCUGGGAUCCAUACGCAUCAGCCUGCCAGAAGAUCUCUUGGAGGAUCCGGAGAUCUUUUUUGAAGUGGUCAGCCUGUCCACAUGGCAGGACGUCCUGGUGAACUCACAGCGAGAACACUUGAAGAAGUUCUUACCCCAUUUCCCAGAAAACAACACAGAGCACCAAAACAAUCUCAUUUUGUCUCUGUUCAAUGGAGAAAACUUCCGGUUUGGAAACCCUUUACACAUUGCCCAAAAGCUGUUCCGAGAUGGUCACUUCAACCCUGAGGUAGUAAAAUAUCGGCAGCUGUGCUUCAAAUCCCAAUACAAGCGUUACCUCAGUUCCCAGCAGCAGUACUUCUAUCGGUUGCUGAAACAGAUCUUAGCCUCCCGGAAUCAUCUUCUAGAGUUGGCCAAGAAAGGUGGCCCCAAUCUGGCUGUGAAGAGGAAAUACUCAUCAGCUGCUUGCGCUGCUGAAGAGCGAGACAGACAGACCCAUCGGCGGUACCUGAAAAUCCUCAGGGAAGUGAAAGAGGAAUGUGGAGAUACUGCUUUAUCCUCUGAUGAAGAAGAUCUUAGUUCCUGGAUUCCAAAUUCCCCAGCUCAUUGCCCAAGUCCUACUGUUGCUCUCAGGGUAUUGCCAACAUUAUCUACUCAAGAUAUGAAAACUGCAGAUAAAAUGGAUUUUGAUGAGAACGUUCUGAAAUUCAUGCUGAGGAAACAUCAUGAGAAACGCAAACGGCAGCCUAACCAUCCUGAUUUAAUAACCGGGGAUUUGACUCUGAAUGACAUCAUGGCGCGUGUGAAUGUGGGCAGAAAGGGAUCCCUGGCAGCCUUGUUUGACCUUGCGGUGCUCAAAAAGAAAGUGAAGGAAAAGGAGGAGAAAAAGAAGAAAAAGCUAAAAGUGAUUAAAUCGGAGGCGGAAGACUUUUCAGAGUCCUUAGGAAACCCCGACGGAGGAAUGCCCUCGAUGUCUCGGGAUCCAUCCCCGAUUCCUCCCAUCUGGGAUUCGCCAUCUCUUCCAUCAGUGAAGGAAGAGCCUCUUGAAGAUAUCAAGCCCUGCCUUGGAAUAAAUGAAAUUUCCUCCAGUUUUUUCUCUCUUCUUCUGGAGAUUCUGCUAAUAGAAGGGCCUUCUAGUCUCUCAGUGCUUGAGGAUAAAGUUAUGGACUGGCAGUCCUCUCCUGCGAGCACACUGAACAGCUGGUUCUCCUUUGCCCCAAACUGGUCCGAACUUGUUCUGCCGGCCCUGCAGUAUCUCACAGGUGACAGUGCAGAUGCUCCUUCCACGUCUUCUCCAUUUGUGGAAUUCAAGGAAAAAACUCAGCAGUGGAAACUGAUAGGUUCUUCCCAAGACCAUGAGAAGGAGCUGGCAGCACUCUUUCAGCUGUGGUUGGAAACAAAAGAUCAGGUCUUCUUCAAGGACAACGAAGAUAGCUCAGAUGCUACUAUACCCGUUCCCCGAGUAAGGACUGACUAUGUGGUCCGGCCUAGCACCGGGGAAGAGAAGCGUGUGUUCCAGGAACAGGAGCGUUACCGAUACAGCCAGCCCCAUAAAGCAUUCACGUUCCGCAUGCACGGCUUUGAGUCAGUGGUAGGUCCCGUGAAGGGCGUGUUUGACAAGGAGACAUCUCUGAACAAAGCCCGAGAACACUCUUUGCUCCGAUCAGACAGGCCUGCGUAUGUCACCAUCUUGUCACUUGUCCGGGAUGCUGCUGCCCGCCUUCCGAACGGAGAAGGGACUCGUGCCGAAAUUUGCGAGCUGCUUAAAGACUCCCAGUUCCUUGCGCCUGAUGUCACGAGUGCUCAGGUUAACACUGUGGUGAGUGGGGCACUAGAUAGACUGCAUUAUGAAAAGGAUCCCUGUGUAAAAUAUGAUACUGGGCGUAAACUGUGGAUAUAUCUUCACCGAGACAGGAGCGAGGAAGAAUUUGAGCGGAUCCAUCAAGCUCAAGCUGCGGCAGCAAAGGCCAAGAAAGCUCUUCAGCAGAAGCCCAAGCCUCCUGCUAAAAUAAAAUCCAGCAGCAAGGAGAGCUCAGGGAAAGUGGCUCCGAGCGCCGCCUCCGAGCCAAGCCAGCUGAGCCUCAGCGACUCCAGCAUGCCAGCCACGCCUGUGACGCCAGUGACCCCCACAGCCCCUCUGGUACCAGCAAUGCCUAUUUCACCACCACCAACACCAGCAGUUUCUGUGGUUAGCAAGAAUUUGCCGAGUGUUACAUCAGAACAAGCUAAACCCAAUCAAAGCAUCCUUUUGGUGUCUUCUCCCACCAUGCCUCAGCUUGGCACACUGCUCUCGACCACGCAAAGUCCUCCUGCACAGACUCAGCCGCCUCCUCCUCCUCGUGUGACCAGCCACUCAUCCCCUUCAGGACUCCCGCAAGUCCGAGUGGUGACAGCACCCACUAGCCUCCCUCCUGUCUCCCAGCCGGCCCCAGCAACAACACAGCCGCCACCAGUAGCAGCACCUGCCCCUCCGAUCCGUGUACCUUCGACUUGUGCACAAACUAAAGUCCUGCCUCAGGCUGUUAUGACGGUUCCAGUGAAAGCCCAGAGCAGCCCAGUCCAGACGCAAAGACCGGCUGUAACAGGGGCAGCCAGUGUUGCAGGCAUUGGAAUUUCUACAGCCCCGAGCCCUGCUCCAAAACCCACAAGCAGUUCUCCUAGCAGCUCUGCACCCAACGUCUCUACUAUUUCUUUAUCACCGUCAACACAAUCGUCUUUGUCAUCUUCCUCCUCUUCAUCCACUGCUGUCCUCCAGAAUGUUGCUGGCCAAAAUAUUAUCAAACAGGUGGCUAUUACUGGACAACUUGGCAUGAAAAGCCAGCCUGGGACCAGCAUCCCGCUCACCACUUCCAACUUCCGCAUCCAAGGCAAGGAUGUCCUACGCCUGCCUCCCUCUUCCAUCACGACCGAUGCCAAAGGGCAGACCGUUCUCCGCAUCACCCCAGACAUGAUGGCUACUUUGGCCAAGUCGCAGGUCACCACUGUGAAACUGACGCAAGACCUUUUCUCAAGUGCUGCCGCCGGGAGCACUUCUGCCGGGAAGGGCAUCUCGGCCACUCUGCGCGUGACGUCCAGCCCCAUCCAGUCUUCUGACUCUCCGGCCAAGACCAGCACUCCGGCCUUGGCCUCCCCAAGCUCUGCUGGGUCCACAGUGGUGAAAGUGACUCCGGACCUGAAGACGGUGGAGUCUGCUGGUUCGGCCUUCCGACUGAUGCCAGCUUUGGGCAUGACUGUCGCAGACCAGAAGGGCAAAGCCAUCACGACGGUGGCUACCACAGAAGGCAAGCCAGCCACCACUAUCAGGAUUGUACAGGGGAUGGGAGUGAUGCCCCCGAAAGCUGGGCAAACCAUUACGGUCGCCACUCAUACCAAGCAGAUGCCCUCUUCCUCUUCUGUGAGCAUGCCUGGCACCGUCCUUACCUCGGCUGUCUCUCUGCCGACCAUGUCGGCAUCGGUAUCCAAAGCAGUGGCUGUUGUGUCGGGAGCCGCAGGGGCGCCCAUAACGAUUGGAACGGGGACCACCACCGUGCGCCAGAUUCCAGUGAGCACAACUGUUGUAUCCACCUCCCAGGCAGGGAAGCUGCCUGCGCGGAUCACGGUGCCCCUUUCGGUCCUAAAUCAGCCAGUGAAAGGCAAGAGUGUUGUGACUGCGCCCAUCAUUAAGGGCAAUCUUGGAGCCAACAUCAGUGGACUGGGUAGGAAUAUCAUCCUCACCACAAUGCCAGCUGGGACAAAGCUGAUUGCCGGGAACAAGCCAGUGAGCUUCCUAACCGCACAGCAACUGCAGCAGUUGCAGCAACAAGGCCAGGCCACGCAGGUGCGCAUCCAGACGGUGCCGGCCUCCCAUCUCCAACAGGGAACAGUCUCUGGUUCGGCCAAAGCGGUCUCCACGGUGGUCGUCACCGCUGCCCCGUCUCCAAAACAGACCCAAGACCAGCAGUAAAUCCAGCUACAAAACAACAA
Messenger RNA from Anolis sagrei ordinatus, 4270 nucleotides. RefSeq names its product nuclear factor related to kappaB binding protein (gene NFRKB). Gene Ontology annotation, molecular function: protease binding. The record is from RefSeq and is a predicted model, not a curated record. Gene Ontology annotation, cellular component: Ino80 complex. NCBI's taxonomy places the organism in Eukaryota, Metazoa, Chordata, Lepidosauria, Squamata, Anolidae.